GCAGUAUUAAUAAAAUAUAUAAAUUACGUGCUUGGUACUAUUGACUAGAAGGAAUCUCGGGAUGGUUUAUUUUUUUGCAUCACCCAAUCAAAUUUAACGUUUGCGAGGAUUUCUAGAUGUAGACAGACGCCACUUCGUAAUCUCUAACAAUAAUACAACAAUCGUACUGAGAAGAACAAAAUUCUUUAAGUAGCUUAAUAGAGUAGACCUUACGCGGUAGAAAACUGUUGUCAGCAGCUAACCCUGUGCAUUGAUGGCUUGUGUAUUUAGGUCAGUGAACCCACGGAUUAUCCUGUAAUGGCGGAAGUACCAGUGACGCAAGACUCAUUGCCGACUUCCGUUGUCAUGGAAGCUAACGCGACCUGGCUUCCGGAUAUGGUGGACAAAAUUGGAUAGACAAAUCUAGGUUGCGUCACCAUGGACGUUGAGUUUCGUCUUAUGUCUUCAUAAUCCCAACCUUUUUUGCAUCUGGCAGGAGCCAUAAAGCACCAAGUGAGUCUGAAAACUUGACCAAGGUUCACUUAUCUCACAUAGAGAUACAGAGAACAGAAAGUCGAAGGUCUGUGAAAAAAAAAUCACUAGCAUUCAGGCCAUGUCAUGGUGACAGAAAACAGCCCUGCUAAGAUCCUGCUGUCAGUACUGCACAAUGGGAGCAACAUAACACCUGCAAUGCCAGGAAAAAGCCUCUCUGGCAAAGCAUCAGUACAAAUGCUUAGUGCCAAUUGCAAGGCAUUGAAGAUUUACCAGAAAGUCCCUGCUCUUAGGCGACCUGCAACUAGUGAUUUUUCAGUGUAUCCAAAAUCCCUUUGGUGUGCGCCAAAACAGUUCAAAAACCUGCCUGUCAUGUACGACCGGAAGGCAUCUACAGACAACAGCAGCACUUGUCUGUUUAUGGGAAACAAACAAAGAGCCAGUACUCAAGGUCCUUAUGGCAUGGAAUCACAAGAAUAUUCUAAAAAGUACACCACAGCCUCAGAAACUAAGGCAGGUCUAAAAAAAGUGACCACAGUCUUCUUGUCGGAGAAGCAAUCGCAGUAUAUGAAGGAUGGUGGGAUAUUAAUGCCAAGUGCUCCACCUGCUACUCCCACUCCAGAACACUUGCAGCAGUUUCACUAUGUGCCAAGUCUGACUGACAUUAAGGCCCAGCGAAUUAUGCGGCAACGUUUGGAUGAAGUGAAGAAGAAGGAGAAAAAGAAAACAGCCAACAAACUGGUUAAUCUUCAACAUGAGAAGAUCUUGUUUCGUGAAAGGCAGAUGGAACAGAAGCAUCAACAACGCCUAGAGAUCUAUGCCCUGAACCACAUUAUGAAGACCUUAGAAAACAAGAGGUUUGAAGACUUUAUGGAUCAGCAAAGUUAUUCCUGAUUUAAAGUUUCUUAGGAGUCAUAAAUGUGCUUCUGUCCCGUCAGCUAUUCAGUCCUGCGAUGUCAACUGCUCAACCCUGAGAUCUCAAGAAUUUAAUCCUGUGAUAUCAGCAGACUGUUCAUAUGAUGCUGAUCUAACUUGAUUGAAUGACUUUUUACAUGUCUCACAUAGAAUCUGUAAUAGCAGUGUGUUUUAGUUUGUGGAGCUCUAUUACUUAUUCAGUGGCAAUAAGUAUGUGUGCUUGUGUGGCCAUGUGCACAUGCUUUAACAACAGAAAGGUAUAUCUUUAAGCUAAGGAUGAGAGUCAGCUUGUCACAAUUGCAAGGUUGUGUGCCUUUUCCUAUAUUGAUCUUACAGCUGGCUUUAAUACCAGCCGCCCUAAUCCCCCUUUGGCUGCUACAGCAGUAGCACGAUGGAUGGUACUAAGGUGAUGUUGGCUGUGUUCCAUGGUUGUGUUUACUAGCCUUGAGCUAGCCAGGUUUAUUAUGUCAAAAAAAGGAGUGUUCGCAAUCAAACGAGACAGAAUGUAACACAUACUAAAACAUGAGUAUGUGUUAGGUGUUAAUGUCAGUUUACAACUGUCACCUAUGAGAUGUAGAAUGAACAUUUUUUUAAAGAAAUAACAAAACUUUGACUUCUCUUUGUGACCUUAUUGCUGCUGAUAUUAAUUGCCUAAAUGUGCAAAUGUGAGUGUGGAGAACAAUUGUGUGUGUGUGUGCAUUUUCACAUGCAUCCAUGUGUGUGCAUGCAUAUAUCUGCAAAUGUACAUACAUGUGCCUGAGUCAGUGGUGGCAUUAUUUUGUUCAUUGCUGCUGUAUGUAAAUUAUUGAGUGUGUGAAACUCUUCUUAAUUCUGAAGUGUUCUUGCUCACAACAAGUACAUUUUUAAGGCUCAAGCUUUGUGUUGACUGCAAACUUUGAAUAAUGAUCUCCAGAACUAUUUGUAACACAUUUUCGCCAUGCUUAAUCCUGUUGGACCUAUGUAAAUUUCAGUCUUUGUCUUGUACAGGAAAUAAUAUGCUCACUGUUUUUA
This is a messenger RNA of Pomacea canaliculata, 2397 nucleotides long. RefSeq lists its product as uncharacterized. Gene Ontology annotation, cellular component: apical part of cell. The record is from RefSeq and is a predicted model, not a curated record. Gene Ontology annotation, biological process: negative regulation of protein ubiquitination; protein secretion. Lineage: Eukaryota; Metazoa; Mollusca; Gastropoda; Architaenioglossa; Ampullariidae. Bases 598 to 1365 code for a protein of 255 amino acids. The transcript has 5 exons.